AUGUUAAUGUUCGAGUGAAGCAACGUGUGUGUCUGUCAGGGUUUAUGCUAUGCUAUUUGUAUCAUCACUAUCACCACCAUUCAACAGCAAGCAAUAACAAAUAGCAUAACUGCCUCAAACAUACACACACAGUUUCAGGAACAUGUCAUCUUCUGAGAAGAUGAAGAAUGAUGACAAUGGAGAUUCCAAUUCCAAUUCCAAGUCCAGCUCGAGAAUCACCUGGGAAGGUUGCAGCGUCUUGCUCGACAUCAACGACUCUGAUCGUCUCGUUUUCGCUCGUCUCUCUCCUUCUGCGAAAUUGAAGAUUGGGAAUAAGAAUUGCUCUCUGCAACCGUUGAUCGGUUGUCCCUUCGGCACUGUUUUUCAAGUCGAGACUUCUCCCAAUGGACCUUUUCUAUGUCCUUCACAAGGCAAUGUUAGUAAUAACACUGAAGAAACCGGAGAUGGUCAAAUCAAUGUUGAUUCGAGGGACAACCGGGCAUUGGUUGACAAUAAUUCAGCACAAACCUUGACUGGUGAUGAUAUAGAAGCCAUGCGAAGGCAGGGUGCAGGAGGUAAUGAAAUAAUCGAAGCUCUCAUUGCCAACAGUGCAACAUUUGAAAAGAAAACAUCAUUCUCACAGGAGAAAUAUAGACUUAAGAAGCAGAAGAAAUAUGCACCAAAAGUACUCAUAAGGCGUCCUGUUGCUCGAAGUAUAUGCGAGGCCUAUUUCAAGAAGUAUCCAUCUAAAAUUGGAUUCAUGCGGGUGGACACAUUAUCCCUUCUGCUUUCCAUGGCUAAUGUUUCAUCAGAUUCUGACAUUCUCGUAGUUGAUAUGGUUGGUGGCCUUCUUACUGGUGCUGUGGCAGAACGUCUUGGAGGUACUGGUUAUGUAUGUAACUCAUAUCUUGGACAGGCACCACAUACCAUGGAUAUUGUGAGGAUAUUUAAUUUAAGUGAUGAAAUCUGCAAGAGAAUUUUAAGGUGUCCCCUAUCUGAUUUGUUGUCACAAAAAGAAUCACCUGAACAAAAUCUGCAACAUAAUGAUGUCUCCAAUGUGGAAUGCCAGUCAAAUGAUCCAAUCUGUGCACCAGUCAACAUGGAAGAAAUCUCUCAAUCAUUAGAAAAUGAAAUUUCUAAUCUUGGUGCUGAUAAUGCCAUCACUCCUGCUACAAAAGUUGGCAAAGCUACAAAGGCUGGAGACAAGGCACCGCAAGAAAUCAUUGACUUGUGGAAGGAAAAUGGUUUUUCAAGCCUAAUUAUUGCUGCACCAGAGUUGGAUACUUGGACGUUGGUUAGAGACCUCUUUCCUCUUUUAUCGAACUCUGCUCCAUUUGCUAUUUAUCACCAACAUCUUCAGCCUCUUGCAACUUGCAUGCACAAUCUACAGCUUGAGAAAAUGGCCGUUGGAUUGCAACUUUCAGAGCCUUGGCUACGUGAAUACCAGGUGCUUCCAUCAAGAACUCACCCGUGCAUGCAAAUGAGCGCAUUUGGGGGCUACAUUCUGAGUGGAACUAAGAUAUGUGAGUAAUGUGACAACUGAUUCCAGCUCCACAGUUCCACAAUAGUUUUGGUUUAUGCACACUAGUUGCCAUCAAGCCUUUUAACUAACCGCAACUUUUCUUUUUCGCGGUUUGUAAACUUGUAAUUUAAUGUUUGUACUUUAUAGCUUUUCCAUUUCAUUUCAUUUUCACCUAAAAUCUCAUAAUGGGUCAAUCUGUCUCAGCGGAGUCUAAGAUACAUAUGUUUUUAUCACCUGUACCGGUGCUUUUGAAAAUUUUGGGGUAAAAUUAUGCACAUGCCCUGUCUUGAUCAGACAGCCUCAUUUUCAGUUCCUUUA
Lotus japonicus is the source of this 1819-nucleotide messenger RNA. RefSeq lists its product as uncharacterized. The record is from RefSeq and is a predicted model, not a curated record. Gene Ontology annotation, cellular component: nucleus; tRNA (m1A) methyltransferase complex. The coding region runs from base 143 to 1510 and encodes 455 amino acids. Lineage: Eukaryota; Viridiplantae; Streptophyta; Magnoliopsida; Fabales; Fabaceae. The transcript is spliced from 13 exons. Gene Ontology annotation, biological process: tRNA methylation.